CACCUCAGCUACAACUACUGCUGCUCCUUCCACUACUUCUGAAGAUGAGCUAACAACUGCUACCACCUCAGCUACAACUACUGCUGUUGCUUCUACUUCUGCUACUACCACAGCUGAGCCAACAACUUUUUCCACCUCUGCCAUCGCCACUACUUCCACUACUGCUGUUGAUUCUUCUGAAGAGGACGACUCUUCUGAAGAGGACGACGAUGACGAGGAAGUUUGUCAGAAUAAGUGUCCUGAUGGAUAUGCAAUGACGACCACUGGAUGCACAAACCAGGGUCUGAUUUUCCAAGUUCAAAUAACGCUUGGAAAUCGACUGUGGAAUCAAAAUUUGUUGAUCAACACUUCAGAUCUGUAUAAAAAGACUGAGGAAGACGCUAUGUGUUCGAUGAAACGGGGGUUCGACAAUGGCCCCAUGACAGACACACUUUCCUUCGGCCUACGACUAAGUAACUUCAUAAAAGGAGGCUUUAGACGUAAGAAGAGGAGCACGGUUAUUAAGAAUGAUGUGAUUGCAAACAUUAUAGUGACGAUGUCGCCCGUUGAUGGAACUAAAACUGUUCGUGAUAUUGAAGUAGAUUUUGAAGAGAUUGUUAAAUCGUUCAACUGUACCGCUGCCUCAAAUGGAAUUGAAAACGUGACAUAUAAUUAUGAUGCCAUCAAGCAUAUAAAAGAUUUCAACGAAUGUGAUGACAUAAAUAACUCUACCUCGAGAUGUGAUCCGAGCGCCGAUUGUGAUAACACUCUUGGCUUCUAUAAAUGCAAGUGUCCUUAUAACCUAAUGGAUGUCAGUCCUGAUCCUAGGUAUCCAGGGAGAAAAUGUGUUCCACGUACUGGCCGAGAUCUCAUAAAAGUCAUCAUAUCCUCCGUAUUGGCAAUCAGUGUCCUCUUGGUCUGCCUCGUCACCAUAUGUAUCAUCAUUGCUCACCGAUAUUACCACAUGAAACACAGGCGGGUGCGAUCCACAGACCCUGUCUAUAUCUACGAAACGUCGACAAGCAGCGAAGCCGAACGACAAUUUGAAGAUGACGUCACUUCUACAUCCAAUGUGUCGGAUGAUAGCUACAUCCAACAUGGAUCAAUGAUCCAUAGAAAUACUUUUGUUGGAACGGGACUCCCAUAUUCGGGAAUCAUGUCAUAUACCGAAGGAGUUCCGAGUAGUGCUGAUGGUGACACACAGAACACUCCAGAAUAUUAUUACGGUCAAACCUGGGAACGCAAACUAGGCACAAAUCAAAGUCUAUGUUUUGGAGAGAUACUAGAAAGAAUUACUAGUAUGUUGUGCACAUUGGUAUUUGCCGUUGUCGUUAUUGGAAUAAUUCUCGAUUAUGUGAUUCGCUUACCAUACAUUCGGGGAAUCCCCAAGAAGUAUGUCAUGAUAACUGGAUGUGACACUGGAUUCGGAAACAUAUGUGCGAAAAAAUGCGAUAAGCUUGGUUGCAAUGUAUUUGCGGCUUGCCUCACGGAGAAGGGUGCCGAAGAACUGAAAGCAGCGACUUCAAGCAGGGUGACAACCUUCAUAAUGAAUGUAGCCGACCAGGCCAGCGUACGUACCGGGUAUGAGUUUGUAAAGCAGAACUUACCUAAAGAUACAGGUCUUUGGGGUAUAGUCAACAAUGCUGGGGUUGGUGGUGCGACGGGACCUGCAGACUGGUUGAUCUUAGAGGACUAUCACAACGUUUGUUCCGUUAACCUCUUUGGUUUGAUCGAUGUCACUAACGUGUUCCUUCCCCUUGUGAAGAAGUCAUUCGGACGGAUUGUUAACACUGCGAGUGUCAUGGGACGCUUCAGUCUCCCCGGUGCUACUCCUUACUCAGUAUCGAAGUUUGGGGUGGAGGCAUUUUCUGACGGUUUAAGAUUCAGCAUGUUGGCAUUUGGUGUAGGUGUUUCCAUCAUAGAGCCGGGUUUCUUUGCAACUGCUAUAGCAGACCAAGAGAAGCUGAAGAAACAGGCGGAUGACAUGUUUGCUAGGUGCCCUGCUGAAAUAAAGGAACAAUAUGGAGAGGAAUUUGUGAAAGAAUCAAAAGAAAAGGUCAUUGGUGAUUUCUUGAGCAAAAUAACAUCACCAAAGAUUGACAAAGUUCCAGAAGCUUAUUGUAACGCCUUGUUCAGCGUUUACCCGCGUACUCGAUACCUUCUGGGAUGGGACGCUUGGCUAUUUUUCAUGCCAAUUUCCAUGUUACCAGGGGUGUUCAAUGACUGGCUGGGUAGAUUGGGCAACAAUAUGCCACUUCCAGCUAUUACGAAAAAGCUUCUGGCAGGAAAAAACGCAAGGUGAUCAGAAUGAGUCAUGGACAGAAUUGAGUGAUCAGUGGACGAUAGACAUAACCAUGUUGUUGAGUAUGUUAGACAGUCGCUACUGGGGUUAAAAGCACCUCACUGUACUGUAAAAAUUGCUGAAACAUAGUUUACUACCAUCACGUUUCUCAAGCCUGGAUUUUAGAAAUAUUGGGGUGCUUUGGAUAUAUAUUACUUGUAAAUGAUUACAUUAGAUGGCGAAAAUGUCAGUGAUGAAAAUAAAAAAAUAUUUUUUAGAAAAUAAUAGAAUUGCAUUUUAUACCUGUAGCCAUGGGGCUUCAACUAGACUAAUUGAAAGCCCAUGCUGUAGCUCUGUAGUUCUGUAGACAAAAGGCAACAGCAUGUUUAAAGGGCAGACCGGACGGAGAUCAAUGAAUAAGGGGGUAGAAUUAUUUGAAAUCAUAAUUCUUUCCAACAG
Molecule: messenger RNA, 2719 nt
Organism: Owenia fusiformis
Lineage: Eukaryota; Metazoa; Annelida; Polychaeta; Sabellida; Oweniidae
Source: the annotation of a GenBank genome assembly